Messenger RNA from Penicillium maclennaniae, 1188 nucleotides. Its product is annotated as Isovaleryl-CoA dehydrogenase. Bases 1 to 1188 code for a protein of 395 amino acids. The transcript is spliced from 6 exons. Gene Ontology annotation, molecular function: flavin adenine dinucleotide binding; 3-methylbutanoyl-CoA dehydrogenase activity. Lineage: Eukaryota; Fungi; Ascomycota; Eurotiomycetes; Eurotiales; Aspergillaceae. Gene Ontology annotation, biological process: L-leucine catabolic process. The record is from RefSeq and is a predicted model, not a curated record.
AUGAUGGCCUCUGUACGCAUCCCUUUCCUCCUACGCACAUCUACCCGCUCGUUGCGGCCGCGCGCCAUCCCCGCAUUCUCCCCAGGUUUCGCGCGGAGCGUGUCAACGAAGCACCCCGCCGGUUUUACACCACCCUCGGAGGAGGACCUUAUCGAGCUACGAGAGCGGGUGCAAGACUUUACGAGGAGAGAGAUCCCAGAAGAGGUAGCUGCACGGACGGAUGAGCAGAAUGAGUUCCCAGCGGACAUGUGGAAGAAAUUAGGUGACGCUGGGUUACUCGGUGUCACUGCCAACGAGGAAUAUGGUGGUUUGGGGAUGGGUUACCAGGCCCACUGCGUGGUGAUGGAAGAGCUGAGCAGAGCCUCAGGCGAGAAGAUUGGCGCCCUGGCCAUGUCUGAACAUUCUGCUGGAUCCGACGUGGUCAGCAUGAAGACUACAGCAAAAGAGGUUGAUGGUGGCUGGGUGCUGAAUGGUACCAAGAUGUGGAUCACCAAUGGCCCUGACGCAGAUUACAUUGUUGUGUAUGCCAAGACCGAGCCCGAGAAGGCCUCCAAAGGUAUUACUGCUUUCGUGGUUGAGAAGGGCUUCUCGGGCUUCUCUUGUGCCCGGAAAUUGGACAAGCUUGGCAUGCGUGGCUCGAACACGGGCGAACUCAUCUUUGAAGAUGUCUUUGUGCCCCGAGAAAACCUGCUUGGUGAGGUGAAUCGCGGCGUCAAAGUUUUGAUGGAAGGUCUUGAUUUGGAACGACUUGUUUUGAGCGCAGGACCUCUUGGUAUCAUGCAGGCUGCUCUUGACCUUGUUCUGCCCUACACGCAUGUCCGAAAGCAGUUUGGCACCCCCAUUGCUCACAACCAGUUAAUUCAGGGCAAAUUGGCAGACAUGUACACCAAGCUCGCUGCAUCGCGAUCAUACACAUACGCUACAGCACGUGAAGUAGACAAUGGUGCCGCAUCGCCUAGUCCGCUUGUGAUUCGGACACAGGACUGCGCUGGUGCAAUUCUCUACGCUGCUGAGCGCGCCACGGAAUGCGCACUGGACGCCAUCCAGCUUAUGGGUGGAAACGGCUACAUCAACGAGAUCCCCGCUGGACGUCUGCUACGUGAUGCGAAGCUAUACGAGAUCGGAGCUGGCACGAGCGAGAUCAGACGGAUGGUUAUCGGCCGCGCUUUCAACAAAGAGUAUGCCUAG